Molecule: messenger RNA, 3878 nt
Organism: Phasianus colchicus (ring-necked pheasant)
Lineage: Eukaryota; Metazoa; Chordata; Aves; Galliformes; Phasianidae
Gene: SPIC
Product: Spi-C transcription factor
Biological process (GO): cell differentiation; regulation of transcription by RNA polymerase II
Cellular component (GO): nucleus
Molecular function (GO): sequence-specific DNA binding; DNA-binding transcription factor activity, RNA polymerase II-specific
Source: RefSeq, a predicted model, not a curated record
CUAUUGCAAGUAGUCAGUUUGUUUUACCUUGGCAGUUACCAACUAUCUGACAUUCAAAAAAAUCUGAGAAAGCUGUAAAUGCCUAGUAAAAAAGCUUACAAUUUCAAGUUUUGUGCUUCUAUAGGAGGGUUUUGACUGUUUUUUAUUCUACAUUUAAACAAUGCCUCAUGCAAGAGUCUUCAUGCUUCCUAUGGCCCACCAACAAGUGCUGUAACGCAUUAUUUAGUUCUUUUUAUUCAGAAAGGUGAAAAUGCUUCUCUUAUACCAAUAUUAUGAACUGGCUUUCAGUGCCAAGCAAGAAUGACAGAAUGUUCUGAAACUUUAACAAUCACUCUGUCAUUGGAAGUUUAUUUUUAAAACAUGGAUGAAGGAAAAAAGCUUGAUGCUGUGGUUUCUUACUGAUAUUCAAAUUUUGCUGUUGGGCACAUCAAUUGUACAAGACAACAUUUCAAUAGUAAGUUAUCUUUUUUAGGCUUUUAUUUGAAACCUAUCUUCCCAUCCAGUUCAAAAAUCAAAACAGGCUUUCUUCUGCGACAGCAUUUCUUGGUAGAGGCCAACGCAUUGCCUAUCUUGACUAUGCAGAAGGAGUUUGCUUUACCCUAUGAGAUAAUGAUUGCUCAUGUUUAUGUGUGAUAUGCUUGUUCUACGUAUGACACUUUCCCAUUUCUGCUGAAAAUAAACUUUUGAUGACCUUCCUUACACUGUAGCCUCUUACUUAGAUGAAACAUUUUGAUUGAGCAAUGUAAUGGCUUUAAUUUCUCAACUCUCAUCAUAGUUGCGUUGGCCCCAGCCAGUAGCCGUGUAGCCAGAAUUAGCGUGAAUUGCCCAACUUCAAAUAGAGAUGUGGGGGUAGGUAGGUCAGAUUGCCUAUUAAUACCUCAAUUAUCAGGAUGAUACCCACAAGGGAUCUUGAAGCUCAUUCAUAAUUUUAAAUCUGAUACAGUUGUACUGCAGAAAAGAGCCAAACCAAAACACCAAUGUCUCUCCACAUUACAGAAUAAACUUAACCAUUUAUGGAGAGGGAAUUAAUUGUGUAAUUGAAUUUUGCACUGAAAUCCAGUGCUGAGUCACUGAAUUGGCAGUGCUGUUGAUGGUUCAUUUUUCCUUAUAAACCCAUGUCAUAGCAGAAAAGUACUACGAAGUGGAACUUGUAUUUUGAAAAAAACACGUACAUGUAUUGAUAUACUCCAUUAAAAAGAAAUUUUGAAAGUUUGUGGUGUAAAUUUUGAAAAGGCAACUUUCAUCUGAAACAAGCAAAUGAUGGUUGAUACUAACAUUGGCUUCAAAUUACUUCCACUCAGCAUUUAUAGACAAGUGUAGGUUAUGACUCUUAAGACAGUUCUUGACUGAGAGAAUACAGAUAAAUGUUGUAAGAGGUAAUUACUGUUUUACAGAAAUGUCACAGUAUAUUUUAACAAUAUUUUGUGAAGCGUGCCUCUGAAAGACUUGGUUGCACAGAGCAAUGGCACAGGAUUAUGUCAGUGGUAAGAAGUUUUGUACUGAAAAAUAUAGAGUGCUCAUCUCAGAGGACACAAUAUCAUGAGUUGAGAUGCUCAGAAAGGGUGCAUCAAAUCAGCAACUACAGCUUGAUGGGAUCUUUACUAAAUGCCUUGGAGCUGGGCCUGGGCAAUAAACCUGACCUAUGAAGCAGACUUUUGAUAUUCCCCAAAAGCUCAUAUUUUGGAGUCUGGUUUUGUCUUCUUUUUACAUUAAGAUAAACAGGAGGUUCAUCUAAAACCAGAAGGUCCACUGCAGUCUGUUUGGGAUAGAUUAGGGGUGUAGGAUUUUGCCCUAGAUAUAACAUACCAAUGGCAGAUCUGUUAGGACAUCUCACAGCCAAAAGGAAUCUCUUCCAAUUCCUAGAAUCUUCAUAUUUCAUUAAGUAGUUAUAAUGUUUAGUUUUAUUUGUUUAAAUCACCCUUAUUUUCUGCUUAAUGAAGGCCAUGCUAGUACUGUACUACACCUUUACUCUUAGAAAAAUUCCCUUCCCAAAACACUUCCCCAAAACCAGCUAUUUAAUGCAGCCCCUUUGCCAGCCCAUUGCUAUGGGAACUCAGUCUUUCAUUUAUUUAUGAAAACAGAGAUUCUUGUGUUGUGUGUAGAGCUGAAAUUCUAGGAUUAAAGUUUUGAUAUCUAAAUAAUGAGUUUUCCUGAUCAAGAUAUACUGGGUCAGGCUUUUGAAGAUGCACUAGAAGUACUGCAGCAACACUCCGACAGAGAAAUGCAGUACUCACAAGGUUAUAAAAAUUGCCUGACUGUGAUCAACCAUCAUCCCCACCUCCGAGCAAGUCCCAGCUACUCUGCAGUACCCUCUACAGAGGACCCAGGAUACAGCUGGAGAACUGUGAUAAACAGUGCAGCAGAUUUUUAUGCAGAUGAUUCUGUCUACCAUACGCUGCAGAAUACUCCAGAAAGCCAAGUGAUGCAUGCUGCUGCUGUCCAGCCAAAAGCAGGGAAAGGUAGAAAAAAACUUCGUCUGUUUGAGUACCUCCACGAGUCUCUGUAUGAUCCAGCAAUGGCAAACUGCAUCCAAUGGGUGGAUAAGCCCAAUGGUGUCUUCCAAUUUGUCUCCAAAAACAAGGAGAAACUUGCAGAGCUGUGGGGAGAAAGAAAGGGAAACCGCAAGAUCAUGACAUAUCAGAAAAUGGCCAGAGCACUGAGGAAUUAUGGAAGAACAGGUGAAAUUAUUAAAAUUCGAAGGAAGCUGACAUACCAAUUCAGCGCUGUUGUUUUACAAAGACUUGCUCCAUCAUACUUCUUGGGAAAAGAAACUGUUUAUCAUCCAUACAUUCAGCCUAAUCAAGAAUAUCAAUGUGCAGAUGACUGGACCAAUUACAACAGUUACAUGUAUAACAAUGGUUAUGCAUUACAGCAUGCUAACAGCUAGACAUCACAUAAACAGCUCAUAACACUUUCCAGCACAGGAACUCUUCUCUGUACAUAGCUUUUCCUAUAUUAUAUCAUGCAAAUACAUGAAGAGGGCUUAACAAAAUGAUCUUAACCUACUUUGUUCCUUUUGAAGUUACCAAAAAAUAGUCAUUGAAUAUCGAAGAAAAACAGCAGCUGUAGGGCAGAUUCUGUUAUCUUGGCAUUAAUCAAAGGAAGUACAUCAAAUUCGAGCUAGUAUAUCCAAGAUAGGGAUCAAAACUUUUGUCUGCAGUCUGGAUCAAAGAUCCCUUCCUGAUAAUGCUCAUUCAUUUCAUCGGAAGUUCUGUGCAUAUCCCGAACUUUCCAAUCAGAAUGCAGAUACUGUUGUACCAUAGCUCACAAUUGGAUGCAUGUGAAUUAGAAAGGGAAGAGUUUUGGCAACUGUGCUAAGCUACUGUCUGUUUUUUCAUCAAUGCUCUUUAUUAAGGGAUGAUUUCUGAGUGAAUCCCUGGCUGAACUAUAGAGUCCACAUGAAGGUGCACCUGUUGGCCAAGUUGUUAAUCCUUAAUCACUUAUAUUAACAUAUUUUAGCACAGAUCCUGACACAUGGUAUUAGGAUCACCAGGUGUGCAUUUCACUGUUGGCAGGGGAUUAUUUGAGAAAGAGACCAUACCGUGACAGAGUUAGCAAAGGAUUAUGCUUUUUAUGAAGAUAUUUACAGUUUGCCCCCACUAGUAUGAGGAGUCAUACUUUUAUCCACCAGUUCUACACUCAGCUGAUGAACCCAGCUUUGUUAUUUACAACGACCUUUGGAGUUAUAACUUUAUAUAUAGAAAUACAGUAUUGCUUCUCCAGAUUUUUUUCUGCAUGGUACUCUUGUUGAGAGACAGUAAUUUUAUCUUCUCUACAUGGAGAAGAAGAGAAAAUUUAGAUAAAAAAACUGAGUACUAUCCCCUUACACCAGGAUGAUACCAUUAAGUACACUCUUUCUGAUACUUCUAUUCAUUUGU